CGUGAACGAGCGGCGUAAACCUGAUAUGGGAUAGAUACAGACCAGUAGAAGCCCAUGCUAGGCACGUUAAGCACCCAUUUACCAUGAGUGUAUAUUCUUGUAGUUUCAGUAGUUGUUGAGUCCAUAGGUCAUUCGAGGGCGUCCCCGGGUUCCACCGAAAUGCCGAACUCCAACAUCGCGGCAAGCCUCCUUGCUAUCAAGCCUGUGCACCGCACCGCUGACGACGUGGAGCAGUUGGUUACAUGCUUAAGUGAACAGCCCUUCUUCUCCGGUGUAAGCCUCUCACACCUGCAGCUCCUGAGCAGCUACCUAGCCCUCCACCGCGCCGCUCCCGGGAAUGUGGUGGUGCAGUCGGGGGAGGUCACGGACAGACUCUGCCUGCUCCUGGGCGGUCGCUGUUCCGUAUCUCGUCACUCGCGGCGGGAGGGCUUCCAGCCGCCCGCGCCGCAGCCGCUGCUGCCGGGUCAGGCGGUGUGCGAGGCGGCGCUGGUGGUUUCGGGGCGCACCUCGGACAUCACCGUCACGGUUACUGGGGGAGGUGGUGAUGCGCGGGAGGGCGGUGGCGAGGAGGGCGAGGGCGCGGUGCUGGCGGUGCUCACCAGGACGGCUUGGAGCGACAUGUGCGCAAGGGCGCCCAUUCAGCCCGAGUGCGGCGAGGCCCGGCUGGCGCUGCUGUGCUGCUGCGCCCGCUCGCUGGCCGCCACGCCGCCCGAGCAGCGCUCCCCCGAGCAGGCGGAGGACCUGGCGGCGCUGCUGAGGCACAUGCCGGGCUUGUCCCACACGCCGGCGCAUGUGCUGCGGGAGAUGUCGGGCAGCGCCCGCCUGGCCGCGCUGCCCGCCGGCACGGUGCUGUUCGAGGAGCACAGCCGCGGGGACUGCGAGUUCCUGGUGCUGAGUGGGGCGGUGGAGAUGCAUGUGCGGCCCAAGCGCAAGGGCGGCGCCAACCGCGCAGCGUUGCGGUCGGCGCUGAAGAGCGCGGUGGCCGCUGCCCGGACUCGGAGCGCACUGGGGGGGCGCAGCAGGGGCGGGGCGGGGGGCAGUGGGGGAGGUGCGGGGGGUGCGGGUGGAGGAGGGCAGAAGACGAUACGACAGAAGAUUGAAGAAGAGCGGAGAGCUCGCGAGGAGAUCCGAAAGACGCUGGCGCUGCAGCGGGAGGGGCUGCGCACUCCGCAGCCGCAGCCGGCCAAGCGCCGCCCCUCACGCGCCAAGGAGGUCGGGGAGGAGUUCAAACGUUGGAUGCUGGACUUCCUGAACAAGAAGCGCGCGGUAGCAGCCGAAGACGGUUCCGGGCCCUCCUGGGAGUCGGAGUCCGACCUGCGGAACCUGCGAGGGGCGUACGGCGGCCGUUCGCUGCAAGCCGGGCCGCCCAACGCCAAGACCGCUGAUGCCUGGCGUCGUGCCGCUUACAGGGCCCUGCACCCUGAGGGGGCGGGUGGCAGCGGUGGGGGCGCCCGCGGCCAUGGUUGGCCGUGGGGUGAGGGCGGCGCGCCUGCGGACAUGACAAUGCUGGACUACGAGCGGAGGAAACAUGAGGAGGCGGGCGGCAUGAGGGAUGUGGGCAACUUGCUAGGGGGCGCCGCAGCCCGACGUGCCUACAUGCAAGGUAUCAACAAGCACGGCGGCGGCUAUGCGGACGACCAACCGGAAGAGGAGGAGGGGGCGCACGUGCACUGGGGGACCGCGACGGAGGUUGGAGGCGGCAGCAGCAAGGCAGCAGCUAAUGGCGGCGAGCAGCCGCAUGGGGUUGACGGUUCGGACGAGGAGGAGGAUGAGGAGGAUGAGGGAAUUGAGGAGGAUGAGGAGGAGGCUGACCCGUGGGUCAGGCUGACGUAUCUUGACCGGCGCUACCGCGUCGUGCGGAAGGCCAUCAGGUACAUGACUGCCGUGGAAAAGGUCAUGGGCAUCGCAACCAGCAGCUCUGCCAGCAACGCCGGCAGCGCGCUUCCAGCCAUCAGCCAAAGCCAAGCCGCCGCCUCCGCCUCGCACGGUGCCUCCCCUUCCUCCUCCUCCUUUCCAAUCGGGCGCGUCCCAUCGCUAGCGCGAGCCCAGCUGGACUCUGACGGGCUGAAUGCCGACGCGGGGGGUGAUGACGGUGCCGAUGACGCCGAUGCCGAUGCCAAUGAUGAUGGUGCGGAUGGGGAUGCCGCCGGCGACGAUGAAGACGACGACGAUCCCAUUCAGGCGCUGUUGCUGGCUUCCGGCGGGGAGAGUCCGGCUUGUGAUGGAUCGUCCGGAAGCGACCGAGAGGGCACUGGCGACGGCUGCACCCCUGCUGCUGGCACUGCUGCUGCUGCUGUUGGUCCUGCUGCUGCUGCUUCGUCAGCUAGUGGUGCGGGCGGUGAGGCAACCGGCGGGCGAGGGCGCGAACAAGACACAGGCAGUGGCAUUGCCGCAACGGCCGCAACGCUAGAGACCAAGGCACGCGGCGUGACAUCCCCCUCCUCCGCUGCUCCUGCUACUGCCUCCUAUAGCACUGCCACCGGCAUUGCUAGUCCAGCAGCAGGGACUGCUGCUGCUGCUGGUUCAGCAACUGCUGCUGGCUCGACAGCUGCCACCGAUACGACGGUUGCUGCUAUCGGUACGACAGCUGCUUGUACGACAGCCACUGCCGCUUCCGGCCCCGUUGACGAGGCUGCUGAGGUGUUUGAGGCGUGCGAGGAGCACCUGGAGCAGCUGUACGGCGGGGCCACGGGGCUUGUGGAGGCAGGGCAGGUGGCGGGGGAGCUGAUGCAGCCGCCUCCCGAGGGGCUGCUGCCGGUGGUGGGGGCGGAGAGGAAGCCGGCGAGGCAGCGACGAGCCUACUCGGGCAUUGCGGGUCCCUCCGGCGCCGACGUGUUGGUUGUUGCGCUGUCGGCGCUCCGUCGGGGCCACGCCGCGGUUCGCGACGACAUGAUCAGCGAGCGCCUGGCCGCCCUGACCGCCCUGGAGCCGCUGCGGGGCCUCAGCGACGAGCACCAGGCGCAGGUGGCGCUGGGCUGCAAGCUGCUGUGCCUGGACGCGAACCAACUCAUUGUACGGCAGGGGCAGCAGGUGGAGGCCAUGUACGUGGUCAUGGAGGGCGAGGUGAGGCUCCUGGACGACCCAGACGGCCUGGCAACCGCCUCAACGGUGGCGGCGCCGCCGCAGCUACAGCCGCUGUCGCCACCUGGCGGCGGCAGCGGCGGCGGCUCCGGCGGCGGCGCUAGCGGUGGCGGCAGCAGCAGCAGCCCUAGCGUCCCGUCCGAUCCGCCCUCCGCUCGGCUGUCUUCAACAGGGAUGGCCCCUACAGGAGCAGCAGCAGCAGCUGGCGGGGGCGGAGCAGGCGGUGGGGGUAUGAAUGGUGGCGGCGGCGGUGGCGGUGGCGGCGGAGGGCAGCUGGUGCCGAUCAAGGGCCGUCGUACGGUGGGGUCGCUGGCUCCGCUGACGCUGCUGGGACCUGGCGGGUCGUUUGGGGAGAGCGUGCUGGGCUUUCCGGAGGACAUCCGCAAGGGGUCGGGAGCGAGUGCGAGCACAUCACAGGGUCGUGGCAGCACCGGCGAUGGCAGCGAGUUGUCCUUCCCCGGCAGCGCCUUCCUGGCCAGUGCGGUGGCGGCUCGAGCCUGCAAGCUGCUCGUGCUGCCCAGGUCGCUCCUGGCGCGCUUCGCCUACCUGAGGAGCGCGAUGCCGCCCUUCGCCGCCCAGCGGCGCGAGGCGAUCCUCGGCCGCCGACAGCAGCUCAAGAACUCGCUGAUGCAGGGCCGACCCGGCAACUCGCAGGCUGUUGCCGUGCUGCGGGCCGCGGAGUUCAUGCCGGGGCAUCAGCUGCCGGUGCUGCUGGCGCCCAUGCCCUCGGGCGGCAGUGGGAGCAGCGCGGGCAGUGGGGCCGCAGGGGGAGCGGGAGGAGCGGGAGGAGCGGGAGCAUGGCAUGCAACGCGACCCCCGCCCAUGAGAAUGUCGGAUGGCUUCGAGCCCAGUGGGUUCAAGCCCCCCGUGCUUCGGCGCGUCUUCAACGGCCUCUCCAAACCCGCGCCAAUCUGCCCCAACGGCGGCGGAGGCGGAGGAGGAAACGGCUCUUCCUCUCCCGCCACCGCCGUCCUCGCGUCCCUCAGCAACGGCCCCCCGACCGGCGCCGGCAGCCUAGUCUCACCUAGCGGCGGCAGCGCCUCUGCCGCCGCUACCACUUCUCCUUUCCCCUCGCCUUCCCCUUCCUCCCCCAUCGCUCCACUCAGCCCUCCUCCGCCUCCGCCGCCACCACCCAUCCAAGACCGGCGACGAAGGCAAGACCUGGUCGCGGCUAGCACCUUCGCCCCCAACUCGCCUCACCAGUUAAACAACGCCCUCAUCAGGCCUCGAGCGGAUGAUCCCAUGGUCAUUUCGGCGCUUGCGUCGCCUAGGCCCAUUGCGCCGUUGACGAUACGACAGGGCGCCUUGCCUCAAUUCCGUACUUGCGCUUCGGUAGACGGGUCUGGAGCGCCGGGGAAUGUGCUGCUGCCCAUUGCGGUUCUUGCCAGCCCCACGGUCGCGGCUUCUGCGGGUGCAUGCAUGCCGGGUGCUGCGGGCUUCCCUGUCAGGAUGCGCGCGUCCGCAUCGGGUGCGAUCGGCGGUGACAGUGGCGGCUGUGGUGGCGCCGGGCCGGCAGCGGGACCCCAGAACCAUGCAGCUGCUGACGGCUGCGGCGGCGGCGUUUCGAUGUCCGCAUCCAGUCCGACGCCACAACGCUACAGUACGUCGGGGUUACCGGUUGCUCCGGGUGGUGGUGGUUCGGGGCAGCAAGCACCGGGUACGGCGACUGCUGUCACGACGCCACGUAGCACACGGCAUGCGCCGCUGCCAAAGCUAGCCAGUCCCAUCUCCGUUAACAGCAGCGCUAACGGUACCUUGAAUGCGGCAGCUAGCGCUGCUGUUGCUAUGAAUGGUGGUAGCGGCGGCGCCCCAACCGUCACGCUGACGGCGGUGCCUGUUGUAAAACCGCUUCUGCGGCCUGUACGGCAUGGCGACUCACUCUUGGUCCAUUUGGAUUCGAACACUCCUGGCCGCGGCUCGUGUGAUGGGGGACCUCCGUGUUCUCCGCACCAGCACGGCAAUGUACGGAAUGGCCGUUCGACCACCGGCACCGGUGUCGUACCGGGCGGUGCUGGUAGCGGCAGCACUGGGAGCUGUGGAGCAGCCGGCGGCGGCAUGCCCUCCCUGACGUCACCGUUGAUAUUGCAACCGCUGAGACCCAUGGGUCAGCAGUCCUCACGCACGUGAGACGUAGCAGGAUGGAAGAGAUGAAGCGUGGGUGGAUGGAUUACAGAGUUGCUUGUUUCAUGCCUGGGGACGCCUUUGUGGUCGGCAUGCAGGUUAUGCAUUUAUGGUCGAUGUCACUCAUAUGUUGCUGACCUGACAAAUGUGUAAUUCUUUUAUCGGCGUUGCCGUUGCUACAUCGGACUUGGACCUGUACUGUCGCUUGACACAGGUCCUGAGGAAGGGCCAGCAGCGUGCGAUGCUGCGUGGGGACUUUACACCGGUAGUGCGCAUGUUGCGUGGGGAGUGAGAUGGCAGGUGGUGCCGUGGCCGUCGUGGUAUAUGUAGUGAUGUGUCUCAGGCUUUCAUGUUUUGGCAGUGGGUUUUAAGUUGCAUCCUUGUACUUCUCCGAAUAGAACUGUACUUGUUCAUCUAGGCAACGAGCCAUGUCUUGAGGGGCCAGCCAACGCAACGGGUCUUCCUCUGUGCUCCUCUCUGCAUUCCAUGUGGGAUGACCGUCCGCACGUCUGUUUGAGUGUUUUCUGUCAAGUAUGAACCAACCAAAAAGCCAAAUUCACCUUAGACGGACUCAAGCGUAAAGUGCAAGUGCAUCCUUUGCAUGGGUUGCUUUACUGGAAUGUAUGUUGCCUGUCCUUGCGGUUCCAUGGUAGUGUGCGGCUGUAAAUUAUCAUUCGGUCCAUUAUGGUUACAGGACCACUUUCUUACCGUACAAGCGUACCAACGUACAAACGUCCGACAAAACACCAUUCGGCGGCAUCCUCGGUUGCACGCCGCAUACCUUUAACGAUGCUCGCUCGCUAAAGCUUAAUAUAAACAGAGCAGUCAAACCUUGAAAACAUUCCACAUACAAAACCACACACGUCAGCAACACGACGUGACAUGCACAGUCCCGAAGCCGCUGUUGGUGCUGUUUCAGACGGGCUUUUGGAGAGACGCAGGGGACAGCCAACAUGGCUAAGGGCCCCGCUUUCACCCAAAGCUGCUGCACCAGCCACAGUUAAAAGAGGCGAACCGCGCUAUCAAAGUAAGCACCACCGCAGCAUUCUUGGAAAGACGUACGAUCCCAAGUGGGCACCUAGGGUGACGCAAGUCGUCAUGUGAACAUGUGAGUCAAUGCGUCACGUGCGCGCGGGUCAACGCUUCUGACGUUCUGCCUGUUGCACCCUUCCACGGGGUAAAAGCAGGGAACGCAGGCAAGCGCUGAUCAUGGCCUCCAGCGGAGAGUGUAAAAACUAGUCCAUCGGCCACUGUCUG
Astrephomene gubernaculifera is the source of this 6459-nucleotide messenger RNA. Lineage: Eukaryota; Viridiplantae; Chlorophyta; Chlorophyceae; Chlamydomonadales; Astrephomenaceae. The record is from the annotation of a GenBank genome assembly.